AUGUAUGUUUCAGUUGCCACCCAAAAUGCCGCCCCCAAUGUUACCCGUCGGUCUGCAAAUUACCAUCCUAGCGUUUGGGGAGACCAUUUUCUGAGAUAUGCUUCUGACACUACAGAAAUUGAUACUCAUUCAGAGCAACAACAUCAACAACUAAAAGAAGAAGUGAAGAAGAUGCUAGGCACGGUUGCUAAUAAGCCUUCACAGCAACUGAACUUGAUUGAUGCAAUCCAGCGUCUAGGCGUGUCUUACCAUUUCGAUACUGAGAUUGAUUCAGUUUUAGGACACAUUUAUGAGUGUUGUACUAGUUGUGAUAAUAAAGAUGACUGA
This is a messenger RNA of Ilex paraguariensis (yerba mate), 327 nucleotides long. Lineage: Eukaryota; Viridiplantae; Streptophyta; Magnoliopsida; Aquifoliales; Aquifoliaceae. The record is from the annotation of a GenBank genome assembly.